AUGGCGGCGCAGGCCGCGCGGCUCCGGUGGGCCCUGCGCCGGGAGCUCCCGCGCGGCGUCGGCAAGGUCGCGGAGGACAUUGUCGUCCACCUUGCGCAGUCGCUCGAGGAACCCAGCGCGCAGGAGGAGGGCGAGGUCGUGGAGGACUGGCCCCGUGCCGACCUCCGCUCUUCUGCUUCCUCCUCGACCUCGCGCCCGGGGCCGACGAGGAGGGCGCGCGUGGCCUGUGCCUGCGCAUCCUGCGGCGCUUCCGCGCCGGCGGCUCGGAGGGCGGCCUCACGCCCUCGACCAGCACCGGGUCCGAGGAGCCGGCCGCGCGCGACGCCAGCGCGGCCAGCACCGAGGCCAGCGGGGCGGGCGGGGCGGCCCGCGGCGGGCGGGCGGAGGCGUGCGCCCCGCCGGCCGAGGGGGAGCACGGGGAGGAGGAGGACAUACGUGCGGUGGCUCUCGGAGUGGAUGGAGAGGCUCUGCAUCGCCGAGUACGCCGCGGCCGCCCGCGGGUGGUGCGCGGAGAUGGGGGCGGCCGAGGUCGACGAGGUGCUGGACGAGUGGGAGGGCUUCUGCGACGCGCUGCGGCUGAAGCCGCUGCAGCGCAAGCGCGUGCGGAGGGACGCGGAAGGCAGGGCGCUCGCGUGCCCGCCGGGCUCCGAGCCGCACGCCCGGUGCUGGCCUUCGGUUCCCGCGGCGCCGCCUGAGGAGGAGCUGGAGCGGCGGGCGCUGCGGCAGAACCCACAGCUGGGCCGGCCGACCUCCCAGGUGUGGUGGCCCGCUCGCAGCGCCACGACCACCCAGACCUGA
Messenger RNA from Prorocentrum cordatum, 798 nucleotides. The record is from the annotation of a GenBank genome assembly. NCBI's taxonomy places the organism in Eukaryota, Dinophyceae, Prorocentrales, Prorocentraceae.